Cynara cardunculus var. scolymus (artichoke) is the source of this 566-nucleotide messenger RNA. RefSeq names its product V-type proton ATPase catalytic subunit A-like. Gene Ontology annotation, biological process: ATP metabolic process; proton transmembrane transport. The coding region runs from base 1 to 456 and encodes 151 amino acids. NCBI's taxonomy places the organism in Eukaryota, Viridiplantae, Streptophyta, Magnoliopsida, Asterales, Asteraceae. The record is from RefSeq and is a predicted model, not a curated record. Gene Ontology annotation, cellular component: plant-type vacuole. The transcript has 5 exons. Gene Ontology annotation, molecular function: proton-transporting ATPase activity, rotational mechanism; ATP binding.
AUGAAGUGUGUUCUUGAUGCUCUUUUCCCCUCGGUGCUUGGUGGGACAUGUGCCAUUCCUUGUGCAUUCGGCUGUGGGAAAAAUGUUAUUAGCCAAGCUCUAUCCAAGUAUUCAAAUUCGAACACUGUCGUUUAUGUUGGUUGUGGAGAGAGAGGAAAUGAAAUGGCAGAAGUUCUCAUGGAAUUUCCCCAAUUGACUAUGACAUUGCCUGACGGUCGUGAAGAAUCUGUCAUGAAACGUACUACACUUGUCGCUAACACUUCAAACAUGCCUGUGGCCGCUCGUGAGGCUUCAAUCUAUACAGCAAGUUUUCAUAUUCUUUUAGCCGUUUUGACCGUCGUACGCCCCAAGGCCCAAGACAUCGAUUCAAUCUCCAUGGUGAGAUUCAUCGUUCAAAACCAUAAUGUGUUGCCUUCAUCUCAAUGGAAGUCAAAACUCAAAAUAGCAAAAAGGUGAGAAAGUCAAAAUGCCUGAAUGGUCUUGAMUGAAGGUUUGUUGAUCUUCUUUAGCUUAGCUCUGACUCUCCUUAGCUUCUUCAACUCUUCCAUUGGGCUGAAUCUUGUUUG